AUGGUAGAGGGGGUUCUUGUUACAUUGGUUCAGUUCUAUGAUCCAUUGUACCAGUGCUUUACUUUUUCAGAUUAUCAGCUUGUGCCUGCCUUAGAGGAGUUUUACCACCUGAUUGGCCUACCCAUUCCCGAUCAAGUCCCCUUUUCGGGUUUAGAAGAAAUUCCAAAGCAUCAAGACAUUGCAGGAGCUACACAUUUAAGGAUUCCUAAGAUCAAAGCUAAUCUGACUACGAAAGGAGGAAUUCUUGGUUUACCUGCUAAAUUCUUGAUAGAUGAGGCUCAUUAUUUUUCUAGCAUGAAGAGCAUGGACUCUUUUGAGGCUAUUUCUCCCUUGCUCAUCUAUGGAUUGUUCCUCUUCCCUAAUGUUGACGACUUUGUUAACAUUAAUGCUAUCAAAAUAUUCCUAAUUAGAAAUUCAGUUCCUACCUUGCUUGCAGAUGUGUGCCAUUCAGUCCAUCUCAGGAAUUUUCACAAGGGAGGAAUGAUCAUAUGUUGUACGACUCUUCUCUACAAGUGGUUUAUUUCUCACUUGCCUCGGUCUACUGCCUUUUGGGACCUCAAGGAUGGUUUGCUAUGGUCACAAAAGAUUAUGUCUCUCACUCAUUCUAACAUUGAUUGGUUUGAUCGUGCUUAUGAGGGGGUGACAACUAUUGAUAGUUGUGGUGAGUUUCCUAACAUACCUCUUCUUGGUACAAAGGGAGGCAUUAACUAUAACCCGAUUUUGGCCCGCCGUCAGUUUGGAUACCCAAUGAAGGACAAGCCCAACACCAUCUUCUUAGAGAGUUUCUUCUUCAAGGAAGGAGAAGACAACAAAGUGUUUAAAGAAAAGAUUAUGCAUGCCUGGCGCCACAUCCAUAAGAAAAGAAGAGAAGUUCUAGCAAAUCUAGAUUGCAUCUCUUUGGAUCCUUAUCUCCAAUGGAUGCAAGCUAGAGCCGCCAGUUUAAAAAUUCCUUAUCCUCGACAAGAGCCUUUAUCUUUAACUAUUAAAGAACCUUCUCCCAUUUUCAUGACUGACACGGAGAAACUCAAGGUUGCUUUGAAUAGGAUGCAACGGGAAAAGGAUGCUUGGAAGAACAAGUAUCAGAUCGUCCACGCAGAGAAUGAAGAGAUUCAAAGACACUUGAAGCAAAUGAAUGAUUAA
Lathyrus oleraceus (garden pea) is the source of this 1140-nucleotide messenger RNA. RefSeq lists its product as uncharacterized. NCBI's taxonomy places the organism in Eukaryota, Viridiplantae, Streptophyta, Magnoliopsida, Fabales, Fabaceae. The coding region runs from base 1 to 1140 and encodes 379 amino acids. The record is from RefSeq and is a predicted model, not a curated record. The transcript has a single exon.